Messenger RNA from Vidua macroura (Pin-tailed whydah), 2268 nucleotides. RefSeq names its product acrosin-like. Gene Ontology annotation, molecular function: serine-type endopeptidase activity. Gene Ontology annotation, biological process: acrosome reaction; proteolysis. The transcript has 5 exons. NCBI's taxonomy places the organism in Eukaryota, Metazoa, Chordata, Aves, Passeriformes, Viduidae. The record is from RefSeq and is a predicted model, not a curated record. Bases 238 to 2058 code for a protein of 606 amino acids.
CCUGCAGCAGCUCCAUGGAUUCCUCUGGGCUCUCUCCAGCAGCUCCAGGUGCUGCUGCUGCGUCCCCAGGGCUGGGGCAGCUCUGCAGGUGGGGUCUCACCUGAGCACAGGGGCAGGAUCCCCCUGCCCUGCUGCCCACUGGGCUCAGCCCAGGGCUGGGGGGUUCUGGGCUGGGUCAGGUCCAGCUCUCACCCCCAGCACCCCCAAAUCCUUCUCCCAGGGCUGCUCCAGCUGCUCAUGCCCAGCCUGGUGCCAGGAGGGUCUGACCAGUCUCACCCCGUGCUGGCGCUCUGGGGCGCUGUCCCCAGACCAUUCCACAUCUCUGUGACACCGAGCUGCCCUCCCCGCACGUGGAACCGACCCUCUGUGACAUCACCCCGGCCCGGUGGCACCGCGGGCACCACCAGGGCCGUGGGUGGCACCAGAGGUGACAGCUCUGCCCCGGCUCUGCCACCUGCGCUGGCACCGAUGGCUUUGCUGGCGCUGCUCGUCCUGCUGGCCCUGGCCGGGCCCGUCUGGGCCACCUGGGACACCUGCAGAGGCACCUGCGGGCUCCGGCCCUUGGCUUCCGACCACAGCUCUGGUGCUGGCACGUCCCGUGUUGUGGGUGGCACCGGUGUCCAGCCUGGGGCCUGGCCCGGCAUCGUCAGCAUCCAGGCCACCUGGAAGAACGGCACGUGGCACAUGUGCUCGGGUGUCCUCCUCAGCUCCCAGUGGGUGCUCACGGUCGCACACUGCUUCGCCAGGGCCGGGGGCAUCUCCAUGUGGGAGGUGGUGAUGGGGGCCUCAGAUCUCAGCCAGCCGGGCCCCGAGGCUGCGGUGAGACGCAUCCAGAGGCUCCUGGUGCACCAGCACUACGUUCCUGCCACGGCCAGGAAUGACAUCGCCCUGCUGGAGCUGGACCAGCCCGUGGAGUGCAGCGACUACAUCCAGCUGGGCUGCGUGCCCGACGCCUCGCUCAGGGUGUCGGAGCUGAAAUCCUGCUACAUCGCCGGCUGGAACUUUGCCAGAGGCAUGGUUCUGCGGGAGUCCAAGGUCCACCUCAUGGACACGGCGCUCUGCAACAGCAGCCGGUGGUACGGGGGGGCCGUUCAUGCUGACAACCUGUGUGCUGGGUACCCGCAGGGCGGCAUCGACACCUGCCAGGGGGACAGCGGGAAUCCCCUCGUCUGCAAGGACAACAGAGCUGACUACUUCUGGCUGGUGGGAAUGAACAGCUGGGGAAGAGGCUGUGACAGAGCCAGGCACCCUGGGAUCUACAGCUCCACUCAGCACUUCUACAACUGGAUCCUCAUCCAGACGGGCCUGAACCCAGCAGACAUAACCAGUUCAGCACCGGAGCCGAACUGCGCCCCGACUCCUAAGCCAGAGGUCACCACAACUUCGGUGGAGACCCUGACACCAGGGCCAGAACAAGAGGCAGAAACAGAGCCAACACCAGUGCCAGAGCCGACUCCAGAGCUGGUGACGGUGCCAGAGCCGACUCCAGAGCUGGUGACGGUGCCAGAGCCAACUCCAGAGCUGGUGACAGUGCCAGAGCCAACUCCAGAGCUGGUGACAGUGCCAGAGCCAACGGCAGAGCCGACGGCAGAGCCGGAGCCGGUAACAGAGCCAACGCCAGAGGCGACGUCAGUGCCACAGCCAAGCCCAGAGCCAGAGCUGGUGCCGGACCCGACGCCAGUGCCAGUGCCAGAGCCAACACCAGAGACAACGCCAGAGCCAACGACAGAACCGACGACAGAACCGACGACAGAGCCAACACCAGAGCUAAUGCCAGUGCCGAUGCCAGAGCCAACGCCAGUGCCAGAGCCGACACCACUGCCAGAGCCGAUGCCAGAACCAGAGCAGGAGCCAGAGUUGGUGCCCGAGCCGGAGCCAGAGCUGGUGCCAGAGCCAUCACCCGAGCCAGCCAUCCCCCUGAUGCCCGAGGAUCCGGUGCCACCACCGGCACUGGCACCGGACCGGCUUCUGCUGAUCUCGGUGCCGUACCAGAGCCUGGUGCAGUUCUGUAAACUGCUCAGGGAUUUCCUGCAGUUCCUCAGGGACCAGCUGGGCUGACCGCAGCAGGAGCGGACGCAGCUCCGGCUGCAGAAGGCGUCCGGCUGCAGAAGGCGGCCCCGGCCCGUUCCGCUCCCGGCUCCAUCGCCACCGCGGGGCCCGGGGCGGCCGCAGCCCCGGGGCCGCUCCGUCCCUGCCGCCCCUCCCGUGCCGCCCCCCGUGCCGCAGUUCCGUUCGCUGUUGAAAUAACGCUGUUCGUGCUCCCCAGCA